AACACAAGAACAAUCCCAGACCCAGCAGCACCUGCCCCGUCCGUCUGGCUUGCGGCUCUGUGACAACUCUGACUGCGUGCUUUGCUGGUGUCCACUGCAGCUGAGAGAGAGAGAGAGAGGACGAGGGAGAAGGGGGGCGGAGGGGAGAGAGAGGAGAGAGAGAGGAACGGCAGCCCGAAACCCAACCGGGGAGACAAGCGGCGCAUGUGAAUGAUGGGAAAACUACAAAGCGACGACUGCAUUGAGGAUGGGCCAAUGGAGAAACUGCGGGACAAAUAGAUAACCAAUAAAAGCUCCUUUUCUGCAUCUCUACCUUAGGACACCCCACCACCACCACCACCCUCCCUCCUGCGGGGAGAUGUUCAUCAUUAUGGGAUAGAUGCACAAGUCUGCACGUUGCCAUGGAUACCAGCACGCGAAAAUUCACAGUGCGGAGAUGGUUUUCUAUCUACCUGAAGAACAAGGCGGCCAGGAACAAGAACAGCACCGGAUUCUGUCAGCUAGAGGACGACAGUGUGCUGAAGGAGUUUGACAUCAGCCACCAUGUUAAGGAGGGCUGUGAGAAAGCAGACCCCUCUCAGUUCCAGCUGCUCAAGGUGCUGGGACAAGGCUCCUAUGGAAAGGUGUUUCUGGUUCGGAAGAUUAGAGGAGUGGACAGAGGACAGCUAUACGCCAUGAAGGUCCUGAAGAAAGCCACGCUGAAAGUUCGAGAUCGGGUGCGAUCUAAGAUGGAAAGAGACAUUCUGGCAGAAGUGAACCAUCCAUUCAUAGUUAAACUCCACUAUGCCUUCCAGACAGAAGGGAAGCUCUAUCUGAUCCUGGACUUUCUCCGAGGAGGAGACCUUUUCACUCGUCUGUCCAAGGAGGUCAUGUUUACAGAAGAGGACGUGAAGUUCUACCUUGCAGAGUUGGCUCUGGCCUUGGACCAUCUACACAGUCUGGGGAUCAUCUACAGAGAUCUCAAACCUGAAAAUAUUCUUCUGGAUGAAGAAGGGCACAUUAAGAUCACCGACUUUGGACUGAGUAAGGAAGCCAUCGACCACGACAAAAGAGCGUAUUCCUUCUGUGGAACAAUAGAGUACAUGGCUCCAGAGGUGGUAAACCGGAGAGGUCAUACGCAGAGCGCUGACUGGUGGUCGUUUGGGGUCCUUAUGUUUGAAAUGUUGACAGGAUCAUUACCAUUCCAGGGGAAGGAUCGGAAGGAAACAAUGGCGCUUAUUCUAAAGGCCAAGCUGGGGAUGCCGCAGUUCCUCAGUCCUGAAGUACAGAGUUUAUUAAGAGCGCUCUUCAAGAGGAAUCCUGCAAAUCGACUUGGUGCAGGACCAGAUGGAGUAGAAGAAAUAAAAAGGCAUCGCUUCUUUGCAUCGAUAGACUGGAAU
Stegastes partitus (bicolor damselfish) is the source of this 1379-nucleotide messenger RNA. RefSeq names its product ribosomal protein S6 kinase, polypeptide 2 (gene rps6ka2). The transcript has 11 exons. Gene Ontology annotation, molecular function: ATP binding; protein kinase activity. The annotation marks the transcript as partial. Gene Ontology annotation, biological process: protein phosphorylation. Lineage: Eukaryota; Metazoa; Chordata; Actinopteri; Pomacentridae. The record is from RefSeq and is a predicted model, not a curated record.